GCAUCUUUGGAUCUCGCCUUCGACUCAAGUGACUUGUACCAGCGGGAAGUGAGAUGUCGGGCAGCCAUCUCUCCAAGGAUUUCUUUGAGCUCGUCAAGAGCAUCGGCGAAUCCAAGUCGAAGCAGGAAGAGGACCGAAUCAUUGUGUCCGAAGUAGCGCAGCUGAAGCGCAAGAUGACCGAGUUGAGUCAAGCGUCCAACUCCCAGGCCGCGCAAGCCAACAAGAAGAAGCAAAAAGAGUUCUUGAUCCGACUCAUGUACGUGGAAAUGCUCGGACAUGAUGCUUCCUUCGGAUAUAUCAAGGCGGUGGAAAUGACUGCGUCCACGAAUCUCAUCCAAAAGCGCGUGGGGUACCUUACAUGCUCGCUGACGCUCUCCCCCACCCACGAGUUUCGCUUUAUGAUCAUCAAUCAACUGCAGCGCGACCUUCAGUCGGCAAACCACCUCGAAGUGUGCUCGGCGCUCAUGGCAGUCUGCAAACUUGUGACCACGGAGAUGAUUCCUGCCGUACAACCCAUGAUCCUUGAAUCUCUUCGUCACGAAAUUGAGCUUGUCCGCAAGAAGGCCGUGAUGGCCCUCCAUCGGUUUCAUCAGCUCAAUCCCGAUAGUGUGGCUGGCAUUGGCGACAGUCUGCGCCGCACUCUUUGCGAUCGUGACCCGAGUGUCAUGGGGGCAGCACUGUGUCUCUUGCACGAUGUAGCAGUGAUCACUCCGUCUGCGUACAAAGACCUGGUGCCCAGCUACGUGAGUAUUCUGAAGCAAAUCACGGAGCACCGCUUGCCGCGCGAGUUCGAUUACCACCGCAUUCCUGCCCCGUGGAUUCAAAUCCGACUGCUCAAGAUCCUGGCGCUCCUCGGCCAGGCCGAUCAAACGACGAGCGAAGGCAUGUACGAAGUCCUCCACGACGUCAUGCGCCGCGCCGACACAGGAAUCAACGUCGGAUACGCCAUCAUCUACGAAUGUGUCCGCACCGUCACGACGAUUUACCCCAACUCGACGCUUUUGGACGCGGCCGCCGCGAGCAUUUCGCGCUUCAUAUCGAGCGACAACCACAAUUUAAAGUACUUGGGUGUCACUGGGCUGGCUGCGAUUGUAAAGGACCACCCGCGAUAUGCUGCGGCCCAUCAAAUGGCAGUGAUCGAUUGCUUGGAAGAUCCCGAUGAGACGCUAAAGCGCAAGACCCUCGACCUUCUCUACCGCAUGACGAAUCCCGUCAACGUCGAGUUCAUCGUGGCCAAACUCACAACAUUCCUUCGCGAAGCGACGGACGUGUUUUUGCGCACGGAAUUGGUGUCCCGCAUCACGCAAUGUGCCGAACGAUUUGCACCAAGCAAUGCGUGGUAUAUCCAAACGAUGACAAACGUGUUUGAGCUGGGCGGGGACCUGGUCAAGGUCGAAGUGGCGCAUAACCUGAUGCGCCUCAUCGCGGAAGGCAGCGGCGACGAUGAGGACCAAGAUGCGGAAUUGCGCCGCGAUGCCGUCGACACGUACUUGGAAUUGCUCGAAAAGCCCGUCCUUCCCGACAUUCUUGUAUGCACGAUGGCGUGGGUGUUGGGCGAAUACGGGUACCUGUCGGAUGCAAUGCACGUCGACGAGAUCGCCGAGCGAUUGUGCGAGUUGAUCGACCGGCCGUUUGAUAACGAGGACGUAACCCGCAGCUACAUUGUGUCUGCAGUCACGAAGCUCCUCGCCCAACUUGAAGGCCGCGGACUUGCCGUCGCAGAAAGCAUGAUGCACAAGUACAAGACGUCACGCCACAUUGACCUCCAACAGCGAUGCUUGGAGUACUUGGCGUUGAAGCCAUUUCCUGAAUUGCUCGUCCGCACCCACCCCGUUGACGCUAGCUGUGAAGACCUGGAUGUGGACGUGAACUUGUCGUUCCUGCAGUCGUUUGUCGACACAGCGCUUGCCAAGGGAGCUCCUCGGUACGAUCCCCCCGCUGAUUUGGACGACGACGACGGAUUUGGUGGUCGCCGGUCCCAAGUGCAGCUCAACAUCGAAGCGUACAAGAAACCCGAGUUGCCGUACGCUGGCGUCAAGCUCCAAAGCAACGAUCCGUUGACUGGUGGUGGUGUUGCAUGGGCUCCGUCAGGUGGUCCGUCGUCGAUGUAUCCCGCACCGGGAGCUACCCCGGGUGCCCCUUUCGGUGGCGCUCCUCCGGCUGCCGCUGGCUGGGGAUCGCAGCAAAAGUCUGUGCGAAAUGUGUGGGGCCCCACUGGUAUCAACGCAAACGAACCGUCCCAGCAACAAACUCAACCGUAUGGCAUCAACCAACCUCCGUAUGGAUACCCUCCUCAACAGCAGCAGGCUCCGGCCGCGCCGUACGGUGGCGGACCUUCAACCACGUACCAUUCCGAGUCGUCGUACCGCCAUGAUGAUGAAGACACGGAUGACGAUCCCGUUGUCGACGAGCGAGCUGUCAUGGCUGCAUCGUUGUUUGGUGGCGUGCCGGGUGCCGGCCUACCCGCCGCAAAACGUGCAUCGGUGAAGAGCGCGGAAGCUCCUGGGUCGCUGUCCCGGAAACCGACGGUGAAAAAGACGAUCAAGCGCAAGUCCGUCAAAUCCGAGGGCGACCAAGGGAGCAACUUCCUGAACGCGCCCCCUGCACCGCAACAGCAGCAGCAACCUGCGCACGUGGAUUUACUCGACAUUUCGUUCGACUCGAACUACGCGAGUAACCCGUUGUCGUCGACCAACAGGUACUUGGACCCGUUUGCCCCGCAGCCAGCUGCCGCCGCCCCUGCUGCUCCGAAGCCUGCCGACGCCGCUCUGGACCCCUUUCAAAUGAGCGGCCUCAUCAGUUCCAUCCUGCCGGACAAGUUUCAACACCAAGGACAGUCGUUGGAACCGUGGCAGAUUACAACGCAAGAAUUUGGCGGCCGUUGGGGCUCGUGUCCUUGCGAAAUCAAGGCAUCCGUCGCGACGUCCACGAUUCGGUCGCUCGACGACUUUUGCCAUCGGAUCCAUGGCAGCGACAUCAACCCUGUCGAAGCCAUUGCGCAAACAAGCGAAGUGAUUGCGGCCGGGCGCCUGCGCCACUCCGACGCUGUCGCGCUGAUCCACUGCAAAGUGCGACCUGGCGCGUUGGACAUCACGGUGCGAACAGCCGAGCCGGCGUUUUCGAACGCGUUGAGCGCGUUCCUGGCCCAGAUUUUGAAGUGAUUGUUCGCGGACGUGUCGACGUUUGGCUAGCCCUGAAUCGAGUUUGUGUUUUUCGAG
Aphanomyces invadans is the source of this 3218-nucleotide messenger RNA. RefSeq lists its product as hypothetical. The transcript has 4 exons. The record is from RefSeq and is a predicted model, not a curated record. Gene Ontology annotation, molecular function: cargo adaptor activity. Lineage: Eukaryota; Oomycota; Saprolegniomycetes; Saprolegniales; Verrucalvaceae. Gene Ontology annotation, biological process: intracellular protein transport; receptor-mediated endocytosis. Gene Ontology annotation, cellular component: membrane coat; AP-4 adaptor complex. The coding region runs from base 54 to 3161 and encodes 1035 amino acids.